GGCACAGGCUAUCAGACCUUAAUAUUGGGUGUUUUUCUUAAACCCAAGACACCAUCCGCCCGACCAAACCUCAUCUGGCACCCUCCACACCAUGCCAUCCAUCACCACAGUCCACGAGUCGCUCCCAUACAUCGACGCCGACCCCACGCCCGCCGAGCGCGCCGCCGCCGAGGCCCUCAUCGCCGAGGAGCGCGCCCUCGUGCCCGACGACCCACACCACGCACUGCUCCCCCCGCCCCCAACAACCACCCGCUUCCUGACACCUCUCCUGGCCGCUGAACUCUCCCGCCUCUCCACCGCCGCCGCCGAACAAGCAACCACCGACACCGAUACCACCACCCCCCGCAAGCCCCUCCCCAAACUCUCCGCAUUAGACCUGACCCGCUACGAAGCGCCAACCCCGCCGUCACCCACCGCCCUGGCCGCCCUCCCGCGAAGCGAAGCCGCGCAGCAGCUCCAAGCGGCCCUCGCGCGCGCGUACACGUCGCACAGCUACGUCGCGUCGCGGCGGGCGCACCUGGCGCUGCUGGACAGCUACGGCAAGAACGCGUGGCUGGUGGGCAACGAGGCGCUGGAGGGGGAGGUGCGGGCGGUGGAGCGGGAGCUGGCGGAGACGCGGCGGGCGAUCGACGAGGUGACGGCGCAGCGGCGGGAGAUGCAGGACGGGGCCGGGGCGGAGCUGCGCGGGCUGGAGGAGGCGUGGCGCCGCGGGGUCGGCAGGGUGCUGGAGACGGAGGCGGCGGCGGAGAGGGUGAGGAGGGAGGUGUUGGAGUUGAGGAGGCGGGCGGCCAGUUGAGGGGAUGGAAAGGAAAGGGGAAAGGAGAGGAGGAAAGGAAAGGGGAGGGGGGAGAAGCUCUCGCUCUGCGCUGUCAAUGCAUGAUGGGGAAAAUUGCUGAUAAAAUAAACCCGGCAGGUGGCUUAUCACGAUUGAGCAGGACAGAAGUUGGUAGCUUGCGGGUGGCUGUCUGCUUGCUACAUUUACCGGUUACAUUUUCCGGGAUAU
This is a messenger RNA of Thermothielavioides terrestris NRRL 8126, 1003 nucleotides long. RefSeq lists its product as uncharacterized. Lineage: Eukaryota; Fungi; Ascomycota; Sordariomycetes; Sordariales; Chaetomiaceae. Gene Ontology annotation, cellular component: Prp19 complex; precatalytic spliceosome; catalytic step 2 spliceosome. Gene Ontology annotation, biological process: mRNA processing. The record is from RefSeq and is a predicted model, not a curated record. The transcript has 2 exons. Bases 92 to 796 code for a protein of 234 amino acids.